CUAGCGGCUGUUUGCUGUACUCAGCUAACUGUCCACAACUUAGCAUUCAUGGCCACCUCGAGAUUUAGCUGUUAGCCAUUCACCAAGCCCGAGUCUGCAGGGAAACAUAGAUCGCAUUACGCAAAGGAUAUGCUCCCAGCGUGUUAGGUCUGGCAUCAAACAGAAACGUUGCUCCACAGUACAGAGCACACCCGCUGUCAUGUCAGGAAUUAAAAGGAAAAUAGAAGACAAUGAUCCUGACUACGAGGACGUUUCUCUUAUUCAGAACAGCAAGAGAAACAAGGCAGCUGAACAUAAUGCCCGAGAAGCCACUGUACAGAAGAUUGAAGCCAUCAUCAGGAAGCAGUUUUCCUUGGAGAUGAAGAACAAAGAGCAUGAGAUAGAUGUGAUAAGUCAGCGACUUAAUGAUGCCAGGAGAAUGAUGGACAAGCUUAGGGCAUGUAUAGUUGCCAAUUACUACGCCAACGUUGGGAUAACAAAGGUCUCAGAGCAUUCCUCUAAGAGUGACCCUGCCGUGCUCAACCAUCCUGCCAUCCGUCGCUUCCUGGAGUCCCCGUCCCGUUCUUCUUCUCCUCUAAACCAGGGCUCUGAGACGCUUUCUCUGGGCCACUCAGAAUCGGAGUUCCUCUCGCAUCAUGGAGAGGGAGCGGACAGAGAUGGAACAUGGAGAGAGGAUAUGAGCCGGCACGAGCGCAGACCCGGGCGCAAUACGGGCAAAGAUACAUUUGGUGUCCCAUCGUCUGUGGGAGCAGAGCAGAGGGUGACCUAUCACACUACUGGAGAUGAAGCCUCUAGACUCUACGUUAAGAAGACAAUAGUAGUGGGGAAUGUAUCCAAGUACAUUCCUCCUGACAAGCGUGAAGAAAAUGACCAGUCUACCCAUAAGUGGAUGGUGUAUGUCAGAGGUUCCAGAAGAGAACCCAGCAUAGACCAUUUUGUGAAGAAAGUCUGGUUCUUCUUGCAUCCCAGCUACAAACCCAACGACCUUGUUGAAGUCAGUGAGCCUCCCUUUCAUUUAACACGUCGCGGCUGGGGUGAGUUUCCUGUGAGAAUCCAGAUCCACUUCAAAGACCCUCGCAACAAACGUAUUGACAUCAUUCACCAACUAAAGCUGGACAGAACAUAUACUGGGCUACAGACUCUUGGGGCAGAAACUGUGGUUGAUGUGGAGCUGCAUAGAAACUCUUUUGGACAAGACUAUAUUCAUCAGCCUUCCUCCUCCAAUGUGAUGCACAGAGCAGCCAGUCCCACCUCAGGCACCUCCCAAAGUGGUCGCUGCACUUCGCCACUUUCACACGAUCACAGUGUUGACAAAGGUGAGAUUGGAAAAUCUGCAGGGAGCCACAGCUCAGGCCCCACUGCUGGUGAACGCACCCCGACUCGACCCAAGGCCAGUGACAGGAUCACCCUGGGUUCCCAUGGCAACUCGGCUUUCCAGCCUAUCACAUCAAGUUGUAAAAUUGUCCCACAAGGGCAGUCGCCCAGUCCUGCAGAGUCUCCUGGGAAAUCAUUCCAACCAAUCACAAUGAGCUGUAAAAUUGUGUCAGGGUCUCCUAUUUCCACCCCAAGCCACUCCCCACUUCCACGCACGCCCACCACCUCCACGCCUGCACACAGCAAGCAGAGUUCUUCAUCAGUGCUCAACAAUCCUUAUAUCAUUGUUGACAAGCCAAGCCAGGUGAUCAGCAUGGCUUCCUCAUCUGCUGCCUCCACAGCGAGCCCUGCAGCCAAACCGUGUUCUGUUCAAGGGACUCGUUCUCCAGGCCCCAAAGUUCACACUGGCUCAUUUCUUCCAUCUGGCGUGAAGGUUAUUAUUAAGCAAGAGCCAGGAGAAGUCUCAACACAGCAGCAGCAGAUGGUUUCCACAGUAACCAGCCAGCAGCAACCUGCCACUACAGCACACCAGUUUGUGGCAGUGAAGGGGGGUCACAUGAUCUCUGUGUCAGCCCAGAAACAGGCAGCAGGCGCCACAACUAGCAAGAUGUUAGGGAUUCCUGUUAGCUCGACACUUCAGUCUGCAGUCAAACAGGUGGCUAUUAGCAGUGGACAGAUUUUGGUCGCCAAGGGCAACCCCACCGUCUCCAAGGUAGUUGGUGGGAAGCAGGUUUUGGCACAGGGAGUCGCUAAAGCCAUUGUCAGUGGAACCAGUGGCAUUUCUGGUCAGCAGGCUGCUACCAAAGCAGCAAGUGGUACAAGUGGCAAGAGUGGAGUGAUGGCUACUCUUCAGCUGCCGGCCAAUAACCUGGCCAAUCUGGCUAAUUUGCCCCCGGGCACCAAACUCUACCUGACUACCAACAGUAAGAAUCCCUCAGGGAAAGGAAAGCUGCUUCUCAUCCCUCAGGGAGCAAUCCUCCGAGCUUCUAGCGCAAGUCAGCAGUCCCAAAGCAGCUCAUCGGCAAGCGCUGGGGCCUCUCAGACCUCCUCCUCCUCCUCCUCAUCUAGCAGUCUGCCUUCCAACCUCUCCUACACAUCCUAUAUUCUUAAACAAACCCCACAGGGUACAUUUCUUGUUGGUCAGCCAGCGCAGGGCUCAGGGAAGCAGAGUGGUUCCACCUCAACAGGUCACACAGCAUCAUCACCAGCACUUACCCAGCAAGCAAUUAGAGUGACUGCUGGACAAAAGGCAGCCAUACUGGCUCAGGUGGUGGGUAGCUCUCAGGGUGCACAGGUCAAGAUGUCUGAUGGCUCAGUUAAGACAGUAACCGCAGCAUCAGGCCACUUGUCCAAGCCAGGAACGACCACAUUGAGGAUGACAGGUGGAGUCAUCACCGCUGCUAGUUCCACCCCAGGCUCCAUCAGUGCUACAGCAGCAGCAGCAUCCAGCCAACAACAACAGGCUGCCGAAGGUGGAAAGUCAGCCUCUCAGCACGCGCUACUGGUGGCGGCCAAUCAAUCAGCAGUAAUCAGUGCAGCUAAGAGUGCCAGCGCUGCGAGCAGCAGUACAUCAAAGGCGGCUGCAGCCACUUUGGUCAAAGGCAACUCUGCCACAAUGACAAAAAGUUCCGUGGGUUCAGCGGGAGCUGCAGUAAGUGUUGCAAAAGGCGUCACCAACAUGCCCGUCGUCAGCAUGUCUAAGAGCGCCACGGUGGGGACGGUGGUGGGCGCCUCCAAAAGCAGUGGCACGUCGCUGACCACCGCGGCCUCUUUAGUCAGCAGCAUAGCAGCGGGAGGAGGCAAGACUGGUGCCGCUCUGUCCGGGAUGCUAAAAAUCCACUCUGGAGGUUCAAGCUCCCAGCAGACAGUCUUAACCAUCCCAGCCAAUCAGAUAAAGCAGCUGGGGGUUGGCACUGGAUCUGGAGGGCUGCAGACCAUAUUCAUGCCUGUUGGGAAAGUAGUGUCUAAAGGCUCAGUCUCCACUUCUGCUUCCUCUUCUGCCACACCUGGAGCAGCUGGAGCUGGAGCCUCCCCAAGUCCUACCAGCCAGACCCCCCCCUCCCUUGCUCUGCCUCUGGCACAAGUGAAGACGGAGCCGGGUGCUGGCACAGCUGUUACAGCUGGUCCAUCAAACCCGGUGACUGCUCCUGGUCACGUAGCCUCUGCUGCUAUGACUGUGAAGCAAGAACAAGGGGCAGAUAGUACUGCACACGACCUCAUCAACACUGAGCACAUAGAGACCAUGAUGCAGCUGUUGACAGCUGUGGUGAAGAAAUUUCCUCUGAUUGUUCCAGAUAAGACCGAGGACUCCCAUCCAUUCUGUGCAUCUUCGAUAGAACAGUAUUAUUCCUGGAAUAUUGGCAAGCGCAGAGCAUCAGAGCUUCAGCGAGCAGUGGCAGUGAAGCGCGUUGUCCAGGACGUGUUGGACCGCUCGCCCCGACUACAAGCUCUAACUCCCCCAAAGACCAGAGAGGUGGUGCAGUGGUGCCGGCAGAGGGGCUACACGCCACCUGACCCCGAACCCCAGCGCAAGAACGAUGACGAGUCCAUUGAGGACAUCCUCACCCAGAUAGAUAAUGAGCCUGCAGAAUGCCCAUCAACACUGAGUGGCUACGAGGAGCUGGUGCUGCGGCUGGAGCAGAUGCAAGCGCUGCUGAAGCCCGAACCCGAGGAGGACAAUGAAAUAGUGGAUAUCGUCACCAUGACUCCACCUUGUCAGAAGCUGAAGGUCAAAGAGGAGGAGCAAGAAACCGACACCGAGCCCAAAUUUUUUCUGGGCCCGUGUGUGUCCGCCCAGUUUGUCAGUGAAACAGCUCAGCAGAUCGGCGUGACCUUCCAACCUGUCGAGGUGGAAAAGAACGUGUUUGCUCCAGCUGUCGAGGCUAUGAUCCUGAAGGCUACAGAGCAGUUUGCCAGCGACAUCCUGAGAGAAGCUCUGGCUGGGGCCUACGCCAAGUCCCCUCAGAACAGGGCUCCCAGAGAAAUCACAGCCAUGAAUAUCCACCAGGCGGUCUCCAGCAUCCCCACCUGUGACUUCCUGACCAACACACACCUGGGUUACAUGGCCAAGGACAGCUGAGGGUAUCAAACAUGACUGACUGGCUGGUAACUGACACAUACUGGGAUGUGAUCACCCACGCUGCUGGUUCUGACUCUGAUCUCUGCCUGACAGCUCCGUCUGUGAAUAUUCACACGUGGAUGUAAUCACGUCUGAGCAGUAGGAACUCAUGUACUGUAACUUGAUCAACGAAGGGCUCUGCUUGCUUCUCACAGCAUCUGAAUAAAAAAUGUUUCUAAUACUCGGGCUGUAUUGUAACAUUUGGUCCUAACAUAUGUGAGAAGUGCCGCUGUGGGGCUCUUGAUUAGAUUUUCAGAAGCUGCUGGGCUUACCUCAUAACAGGGAUAUUUUAAUGAAGUGUUUCCUGCCAGACAACCAGGCAGUCAGUGGGGGAAAGAAGCCUGAGUGUCUUAUAAUGCUAAGUAAUGGCAUCAGACAGCUGCCCCCUCCUUCAUUCCUCAUCCUGCUGUCACGGCCCCUGAACUCGGAACAUUUUAUUUUCCUAUGAGGUGAAAAUAACAGCAGGUUGGAGACACUAAGGACUAUCUGAGUGUGUGCCUGUGAGCCACAUUGAUGAUAAUGUCUGGUGGGUACUUUUGGCAAAACAAGCAUGCAAAUCUUCCAAAAGUGCCAUUACCAUGGCAACCGAUGAUUCCCCUUACUGCAAGCAACCUUUCCUGUAUUUCAGUGUUACCUGGCAGAGGUAGUCAUGAUAGCCCAUGGAUGUGAUUUUUAAAUGUUCUGUUUAACAUUAAUAAUGUAUCUAUUCUAUAAUGUACACAGUGUAUAUGACCAGUAUGAAUUAGAUGGUGUUUGAACAGCCUGUUUUUAUUUUUUUAUCUCAUGUCGGCACCUGUGACCAGCUGUUUUCUAAUAGGAGCGUGUGUGAAUGUGUGUGGAUAGCAGAUGUUGACAUCACGCGAGUUAAUGAGUUUGACGGUGAGCGUUGGCGUUUUCCUUUGGCUGUGUUGGUGGUUCUGUGUAAUGUGGAGCUUUGCAUUACGUUAAUGUGCAAAUGCCUUGGACCGUGAGCGUGUGCGGCAGCGGCGAGUGCUCGUGAUGUCUGUGAAACCAAAUUAGUGUAGAAGAUACUCAAACGUGUAUUUUCAUGUUUCCGUGCAAACCAAAAAUAUAAAUAUUCUUGUAAUAAACAAAGAAAAGUCGA
This is a messenger RNA of Betta splendens (Siamese fighting fish), 5597 nucleotides long. RefSeq names its product YEATS domain containing 2 (gene yeats2). Gene Ontology annotation, cellular component: NuA4 histone acetyltransferase complex. Bases 200 to 4453 code for a protein of 1417 amino acids. Gene Ontology annotation, biological process: regulation of transcription by RNA polymerase II; chromatin remodeling. NCBI's taxonomy places the organism in Eukaryota, Metazoa, Chordata, Actinopteri, Anabantiformes, Osphronemidae. The transcript has 30 exons. The record is from RefSeq and is a predicted model, not a curated record. Gene Ontology annotation, molecular function: histone binding.